GGUUGCUGUGAUUUCCUCAUUCUUGAUUAAACAAGGGCUGAAGGAGUGGAAUAUUUUCACAGCUUUGGAAAAGCAUAGGCUUGCCUUUUAAGGGAUUUUUCAAAAAAGUGUUCAAGUGUUUAGGCUUAUGUAUGCAGGCCUCGUCAAGAAGAUACAAGAAACACAGAAUGGGGAGCCAUUAACGUCCACAUUUACCAUGGCUAUCUUCCUCAUGGACAACACCACCGAACCAGGUAAUGUGGAUAAAGCCAGUAACAGGUCUGGACCGACUGAUGUUGAGCGAGUACUUGUACCCAUUCUGGACACCUUCAUCCUGGUGACAGGGGUCGUGGGACACGUCCUGGUCAUCAUCAUCAUCUGCCGGAUGCUGAAGAGAGGGUGCAGGCAGACGAAUGGCGCUACAACAGGAGGGCUCCAACAAGCAAACCGCAACGGGACGGACAUUCUCCUCCUAUCGUUAAGUGUGGCGGAUCUCCUCCUUCUCUCCUGCAUCCCGUACCAAACGGUCGCCAUCGCCACGUAUCACUGGCCAUUUGGCGACUUCAUGUGCAAAGCUGUAAGCUUCUUAGGAGCCAUGUGCACCUCUGCUAGCGCCUUCACACUUGCUGCCCUGGCCUUCAGCCGCUACAUUACAGUGGUUCAUCCCACCAAGGCAUACCGCUGGCGCAGGGAUGGGCGUAUAAAAGUGGCCACGGGGGUUCUGUGGUUGCCAGCCAUUGUGUUGGCAAGUCCUCAGUUUGCUUGGAGGACCCUAGUGCCUGGGACUGAAACACACGAGGCCCUAGAGGACCUGAUAUGUUUCAACUUCUUGUCAGAUACGGGCCAGCUAGCAUACAGUGUUUGCCAUUUUUUGUUUGCAUUCGCUUUCCCACUAGUGGUCAUCGUGGUAGCUUAUGGGAACAUCUACCGCUUCCUGAGAAAGGCCAGACAAGGCCGGACGAGCCAUACCGACCGUCUGGAACACUAUCAGACACAAGUGACCCACACGUCUGUUUUGCUAGUGCUGGCUUUCGCACUCUGCUGGCUGCCCUCUUACGGCCUGAUGUUUGCCCAACUUGCAUAUCAGCCGGGGAACUUGUCGCAUUAUGGACCUUUCGACACCUUCGCCCGGGUCAUGGCCAUUUCUUCUACUGUUGUGAACCCCAUCCUGUAUGUCUUCAUGUCGCAUAAGUUCAGGAAGGAACUCAAGGAACUCAUAGGCAGAAAAAGCUGUGGAGAGCAACCUUCUUAAAAAGAUCACUAUUACUGUAAUUAUUGCUUAUUUGUCUUCCACAAAAAUGAGCUUAUUUCAAGGUACAUGAUGUGUCCUGUCAAAAUUUCUACAUAAUUAAAAGGUUAAGAUGUAAACACCACCGUUCAGAGUGGUUUGGUGUGAAAUGACCCAUUCUAGAGAAACUCGCCAAGUCAGAACUGUUCACAGUGGUGGUGAUAGGAACCAGAUGUCCACCUCUAAAAACUCCCCUCACAGAAAGUUAUUACAUGAAAUGGUUAUGAAUGUACUGCCUGACGUCUGAGACACUAAUUUUUGAGAGUUUUGAGAAAUUUUCAUCUAAAAUGUACUUUUAAACUCUUAAAUUCAUGGUGGAGGGAUACAUGUAGGGCAUUGUGAGACAAAAUAGUCCCCAAAGAAAACUAUAUAAAACUCAGAAGACUUGUGUAGGUUCACUGGUGUUUUUUCAUAGUGAAUAAAAUUUCGGUAUUUGUGUUGUAGUCAUGCCAACCCCUGGUUCUAAUCACCACCACUGUGAAGAACCACUGAAUGUCCUUACGCACUUAUAGAUAGAGAGCCUUCACAUUAUGAAUGCUUCACACCUUUAGCAGGUUUUUCCACACAGACAAAUUUUGUUCCAUUCAAAUAUGGUUCUUUAGGGCAACCAAAAGCUGUUCUUCUAUGGCAUAGCUCAAAGAACGCUUUGUGGCACCUUUGUUUUUAAGAGUGUAAUGAGAAUCAGCACUUUCUUUACCUUUAACAUGUUUUGAGCUCAUACCAUGUACAACUAAAGUUUCUGCACUUCAGAAAAAGGUUGCGUUCUCAUCAGCUUACAAAGAAUGUGUACUGUGUACAAGUCACAUCUCCAAAAUGUGCAACAUUGUAGGCACACCGAAAGACAAACCUGGUGUUCAGCAAGGCUUAAAGGGCCCAAAUCAUUGGAAUGUAAAGGAGUUUAAUGUAAAAUGUAAACUAUGUUAAGGAUUUAUAAUGUACCACUCACUCUCCAGGUCAUGCACUCCAUAUAUGGAAAUAUUUUGAAUUCAUUGUUUCUGUGAUGUCACGAGAUCUGAGUCAUUUUACAUAGAUCCAGGGUGUGAAAUACCUCCUGGUAUUCAGGGGUCCCAUGGCUGCCUGCUAACUCUCACCAUAGCAGCGCUGAUGUUUUAAUGCCAAUGAAAUGUUUAACGGUUAUUCUGGAAAUGUUCUGUUCUAGUUUGUUGAUGUACUCUCCCUCACAUUCACUGAGAUCUUACUCAUCCCCUCUUCUGUCUUCAGUUUGAGAAAUGAGUAAUAUUGCAUUAAUUUCACCAGUCUCUCUGAAAUUUGGCAAGUUUUCAGACUUAAACAUAAAAUAAAUAAAUAAAAUGAAGUUCACUGAUUGUGCAACGAACCAACCAGCUUUCCCUGAAUUUAUAUUUGAGCAUUUAUUUUUCUCCUAACAGACAGCAUGCAAUAAUAAUAAUAAUAUAAACAAUAAAUAAAGCCCAAACUUUUGGUAACACUUUAUUUGGAAUGGUCCUUUUUAGAUAAUUAAUAAGCUUUUAACAGAUUAUCAGUAACACAUCGACAACAUAUCGGCGAAGCAACAGUAGAGAAACAUCCAUAUACACUGAUAGAUAUUCUGUUGAUACAUUACUUACAUUAAGAAGAUGUAUUGUUACUAUGUUACUUCCAUU
This is a messenger RNA of Pygocentrus nattereri (red-bellied piranha), 2889 nucleotides long. RefSeq names its product delta-type opioid receptor. The transcript has a single exon. The record is from RefSeq and is a predicted model, not a curated record. Gene Ontology annotation, molecular function: G protein-coupled receptor activity. Lineage: Eukaryota; Metazoa; Chordata; Actinopteri; Characiformes; Serrasalmidae. Bases 128 to 1231 code for a protein of 367 amino acids. Gene Ontology annotation, cellular component: plasma membrane. Gene Ontology annotation, biological process: G protein-coupled receptor signaling pathway.